Molecule: messenger RNA, 1470 nt
Organism: Radiomyces spectabilis
Lineage: Eukaryota; Fungi; Mucoromycota; Mucoromycetes; Mucorales; Radiomycetaceae
Exons: 7
Coding region: 113-1300 (395 amino acids)
Source: RefSeq, a predicted model, not a curated record
UUGACUGUGACUUUUGAAAGUCCCGGCAGCGGAUGAAAUAGACCACCAUUGCUGGCUACCGAAAUUUUACUGCUUCAUUUUCGUGUUCAGCGCGCUUUCAUGAUACCGAGCUAUGAGCUUGUUUGAUACCAAUAUGGUCCUCAAAGGACCUUUAUUACUAAAUAGAGAUAUCAAGUGGAAAGGACAAGAUCAGCUACCUGAUAUCCUUGCUGCACCUGUCACGAAGGAGGAACAGCUUCGUUGUUCACGAUUGACCGACGCCACAUUUCGUCUCGUCACCAUGAUUCGCCUCAGCUCCAUCAAGACCUACAUGCUGACAUCAAAAGAGAUGCAAGUGUACGUUCACCAAAUUGGUUCAUCAACAGACAAUAUGCCUGAUUGUUAUUUCGCUUUCCCUUCCUGCAGCUUCACUCCUGAUGCAUCAAAAUCCUCUGGCGAAUUUUUAAAUCACGUGUUUGCGACCAAAAGCCCCUGGUCCGAACAAACUGAACUUGCCCUUAUUUUGCAACUAGAGAUUCUUCCGCAUCAAGAUAAACAUGCGGAUCCUUCAACGCCGGUUCCCUCAGUGGAUUGUCAUGACAAAAACUAUGCCCUGCUUUAUGGUCGUCGGAAUGUUGAAACAUCGUGCAUUGAAAUAUAUCUGCAUGGUCUGCGAAGCGCGCUAUCUCUUAGUAGCAAUGACUCCACUGCUGGAGGCAACCGAUAUUUGAUCGAGAGACAGUUACGCUGCCAAAUUCUUGACGCACAGGACUGCCCCGAGCUGAAAAUGAUCCAAUCAUUGCGGCCUUCACUCUUUACAGCCAAAAAAGGGGAUCUUGGAAAGCGAGAUUAUGGAGAAUUUGUGAUGAGCCAACUGCGUGCAUUGGAUAAACAGCGAGCAGAAACAAGCGAGCCUGCACGGGAUUUGGAUGUCUUCAAUAAACGGAAGCGACUUUUACCGAAGAAGAAAAACCCACCCCGCGACGACCUCUUACCAAUAGAGAAUAUUCUACCGCCUCAAAAACGGAUAGAGGCAGAACCUCAAAUGCUUGCUGCACCGGAUAAAUCGGCAUCUACCGCAGAUACAACAAAAGAAAAUAAGACGCGUUUGAAGGCCAUGAUCUGGGCUAAGUUGCUCGACUUGGGUCAUGAUAAACGCAGCGAAGAUACCAAACUCUUGCUUCACCAAAUUUACCAAAGCUGUCAAUACAUUCUGAGACAAUCGUUUUCAUCCGAGAAAUUAGACGAAUCGGUGUGUACAGUGCUGAUCAACAAGCAUCUACACUUUUACAAGACUCUCGACGACUUUAUAAACCUCUGAUCAGCCAACAUUUUCGCAUAUCAUCCACAAGGGACUCAAGUCAUUGACAUUUUUUUUCAUGGGGCAUUCAUUUAUUACCGGCGUGUAACUGUCCGGGCCGUGAAAAGAGGUUCAGGGUCAUCUUAGUACAUAGCAACUUCAUACCAUUGUCAUAUAUCGAUCAUUCUCUU